This is a messenger RNA of Oncorhynchus gorbuscha (pink salmon), 843 nucleotides long. Its product is annotated as cyclin-dependent kinase 12-like. NCBI's taxonomy places the organism in Eukaryota, Metazoa, Chordata, Actinopteri, Salmoniformes, Salmonidae. Gene Ontology annotation, cellular component: cyclin/CDK positive transcription elongation factor complex; nucleus. Gene Ontology annotation, biological process: positive regulation of transcription elongation by RNA polymerase II; transcription elongation by RNA polymerase II; protein phosphorylation. Gene Ontology annotation, molecular function: ATP binding; RNA polymerase II CTD heptapeptide repeat kinase activity; cyclin binding. The record is from RefSeq and is a predicted model, not a curated record.
UCCUCCUCCUCAUUGUCGUCUCCCCAGUCCAAAUCUCCUGCCCCCAUGCCCACACGCAGUCCUGCCCGUUUGACACCCAUCCACAAGACCUCCACUCUGCCCCCCCUGCCUUUACCACCCAUGCUAGUGGGAGACUGCCAGGACAGUCCGAAGAAGUCCACUCCUCCUCAGAGGUCUUCCAGGAAGGAGAAAGAGGUGCGGAAUCGGCCGUCUCUGAUCGACCUCCCGCUGCCCCCAACGCUGGCCGGAGGAGACCCCUCCCCUCAGUCCCCCGUCUACAGAGCUCCACCUCCGCCCCAGUCCUCUCUCAAGAAGAGACCAAAGUUUUGCUGUCCACGCUAUGGCGAACGCAAACAGACACAGAGCGACUGGGGCAAACGCUGCGUGGACAAGUUUGACAUCAUCGGCAUUAUCGGGGAGGGCACCUACGGCCAGGUGUACAAGGCCAAGGACAAAGACACCGGUGAGCUGGUGGCUCUGAAGAAGGUGCGUCUAGACAAUGAGAAGGAGGGCUUCCCCAUCACGGCCAUCCGAGAGAUCAAGAUCCUCCGCCAGCUCAACCACCGCAGCGUGGUCAACAUGAAGGAGAUCGUCACAGACAAACAGGACGCACUGGACUUCAAGAAGGACAAAGGUGCCUUCUACCUGGUGUUUGAGUACAUGGAUCAUGACCUUAUGGGUCUGCUGGAGUCGGGGCUGUGUCAGUUCUCCCAGGAACACGUGAGGAGCUUCAUGAGACAGCUGAUGGAGGGGCUGGACUACUACAAGAAGAACUUCCUGCACAGAGAUAUCAAGUGCUCCAACAUACUGCUCAACAACAGGUACUAGUGUAGCAUGGUAAUG